This is a messenger RNA of Ictalurus punctatus (channel catfish), 3728 nucleotides long. RefSeq names its product ATPase H+ transporting V0 subunit a2a (gene atp6v0a2a). Bases 388 to 2928 code for a protein of 846 amino acids. Gene Ontology annotation, biological process: vacuolar acidification; proton transmembrane transport. The transcript is spliced from 21 exons. NCBI's taxonomy places the organism in Eukaryota, Metazoa, Chordata, Actinopteri, Siluriformes, Ictaluridae. The record is from RefSeq and is a predicted model, not a curated record. Gene Ontology annotation, molecular function: proton-transporting ATPase activity, rotational mechanism; ATPase binding. Gene Ontology annotation, cellular component: plasma membrane; vacuolar proton-transporting V-type ATPase, V0 domain; vacuolar proton-transporting V-type ATPase complex.
CUCAGACUUAGUGACACGCCUCAGUGACACUUCUCCUAUCGAUGCGAAGAAGGACUGAUAGUGGUGUAUCUGGCAACCUGAAGCAGAGCUGCUGAUCUCCAGCUCAUUACAGGAGGGAGAUUUUCCAUCGCGCCGCGUUUUAAACGCUCAGCAUCCUCAGCUCGGGCCAUUCGGAUCUUUUCUUCUGGGCUCGCUGAAAGCCCAGGCGCUGCUGUUGUCUGAUUCCUCGUCGCCUUGUUUCAGUGCUUCAAUGGCGAGGCUGAAAUGAAAGGUACAGACCGCCAUCGAUUAAUCAGUGCAGCUCUGAAGAGGAAUCAGUGACUCCAAUCUGGCAACCCUUGUUCUGGUGCAGAUAGGGUUUUGUUUUAUCCCCCCGGCUGCAGUAAGAUGGGCUCGAGCUUCAGGAGCGAGGAGAUGUGCCUGGCACAGCUCUUCCUGCAGUCUGCUUCAGCGUACGACUGCAUCAGCGAGCUCGGGGAAAUGGGCCUCGUCCAAUUCCGAGAUCUCAACCCCAGUGUCAGCCCCUUCCAGCGCCGCUUUGUCAGCGAGAUCAAGAGGUGUGAAGAGAUGGAGAGAAUUCUGGCAUACAUCUUAAAGGAAAUCAAAAAGGCCAACAUUGCCAUUCCAGAGCCUGAAGUCAGUCCUGUAGCUCCUGCGCCCAAACACGUGCUAGAGAUUAUGGAGCGGCUGCAACGUUUGGAGGUGGAGCUCAGCGAGGUGACCAAGAACAGGGAGAAACUCCAGCGGAACCUUCUGGAGCUUACCGAGUACACACACAUGCUGAGGAUCACACACACCUUUAUGCACAGCCGCUCUAGGCAUGAGGCUCUGGGCCCGCAGUACGAGGAGUUCCCAUCUCUGGAGCCCGAGUCUGUGGCCGGCUGCACCAGCAUGCAGAGACUGGGGGCCAAACUGGGGUUCAUCUCAGGGCUGAUCCAGCGGGUGAAGAUGGAGGCGUUUGAGCGUAUGCUGUGGCGAGUGUGUAAAGGUUACACCAUACUCAGCUACGCCGAGGUGGACGAGAAUUUGGUCGAUCUCGACACUGGAGAGAUCAAUAAGAGCGUGGUCUUCCUCAUCUCAUUCUGGGGCGAUCAGAUUGGACAAAAGGUUCAGAAGAUCUGUGACUGUUACCACUGCCAUGUGUAUCCCCACCCAGAGACCGACGAGGAGCGAGCGGAUGUAGUGGACAGCUUAAGGACGCGUAUUCAAGAUCUCAAUGAUGUGCUCCGCCGGACUGAAGAUUACCUGAAGCAGGUGCUCCAUAAGGCCUCAGAGUCAGCACACUCCUGGGUGCUGCAGGUGAAGAAGAUGAAGGCCAUCUAUCACAUCCUCAACCUGUGCAGCUUCGACGUCACCAACAAGUGUCUCAUAGCCGAGGUGUGGUGUCCCGUUAGUGACUUGACCAACCUGCGGAGGGCUCUGGAGGAGGGUUCGAGGAAAGGAGACGCCACCGUGCCGUCGUUUGUGAAUCGUAUCCCAAGUAAAGACACGCCGCCUACACUUUUGAGGAGCAACAAGUUCACGUGCGGCUUUCAAAGCAUCGUGGAGGCAUACGGAGUCGGAGAUUACCGAGAGGUCAGUCCAGCACCCUUCACUCUCAUCACAUUUCCCUUCCUGUUUGCGGUGAUGUUUGGGGAUCUGGGACACGGCGCCGUCAUGGCGCUCUUUGCCCUGUGGAUGGUACUGAACGAGAAAAACUACAAACGAAGGCACUCAGGAAAUGAGAUAUGGAACAUGUUUUUUGAGGGGCGAUAUAUCAUCCUGAUGAUGGGUGUGUUCUCCAUCUACACGGGACUCAUCUACAACGACUGCUUCUCUAAAUCACUCAACAUCUUCGGCUCGGGCUGGAGCAUCAAGGCCAUGUUCACCGAACAGGAGUGGACAAACGAAACUUUACAGACGAAUGCUUUCCUGACGCUUGAUCCCAACGUGUCUGGAGUUUUCACCGGACCCUAUCCGCUGGGCAUCGAUCCGAUUUGGAACAUGGCAGUGAAUCGGCUGGCUUUUCUGAACUCGUAUAAGAUGAAGAUGUCGGUGAUCAUCGGAGUUUUGCACAUGAGCUUCGGCGUGGUGCUCAGCGUCUUCAACCACCUACACUUCCGUCAGCGCUUUAAGCUCUACCUGCUCUUCCUGCCUGAGCUGCUCUUCCUGCUGUCCCUCUUCGGGUAUCUGCUGUGUCUGAUCGUGUAUAAGUGGCUGCGUUUCUCAGCGUGUGAUUCUCGCUCAGCUCCCAGCAUCCUCCUGCACUUCAUCAACAUGUUCCUCAUGCAGUCCAGCUCGACCACACCCCUUUACCCCGGACAGACGGCAUUGCAGGUAUUCCUUCUGGUCAUCGCUUUGCUGUGUGUGCCUGUGCUGUUGCUAGGGAAACCGCUUUACCUCCACUGGUUGCAUCACGGCACUAAGGGCCUGGGAGUACGCAGGGGUUAUGAGAGAGUUCGGCGUGUGAGCGAGGACGAUCUGUCCCCAUCUGUAGUCCAUGAUGAGGAGGAAGGACUGGAGGAUCACACAGGACGGGAGAGCAGCACACUCCAGUUUGAUCUCGGAGAUGCCCUAUUACACCAGGCCAUACACACUAUUGAGUACUGUCUGGGCUGCAUCUCAAAUACAGCAUCGUACCUGCGCCUGUGGGCCCUGAGCCUGGCUCACGCACAGCUCUCUGAGGUUCUGUGGACGAUGGUUCUACGUGUAGCUCUGAGAAUAAGCUUGCGUCUUGGCGUGCUCUUCCUCGUUCCUGUCUUCAGUGUCUUCGCUGUCCUCACCGUCUCCAUCCUGCUGCUGAUGGAGGGACUCUCCGCUUUCCUGCAUGCACUGCGCUUGCAUUGGGUGGAGUUUCAGAAUAAAUUCUACAGUGGUACAGGUGUCAAAUUUGUCCCGUUUGACUUUUCCCUCCUCCCCUCAGUCUUCGAGCAGGACGGACUACUGUGACAGGAGCGGCUCGUCCGUCGUGACGUACCGUCGCUCACACACUUCCUCGUUACAGACCUCAGCUCAGCCGGAGUGAAGAGAGCGUCCGGGCGCUUCGUCGUGUCUCCUUCACGCUUUUUUUAAAACCCCACACGAGUCCGCCUUCACUUCAUGUCAUCCAUAUCAGCCUUAUAUCAACGCUGGUUCCAUUCGACACCUCAGUCUGUUCUGUCGCUCUUUAGACAGCAAACUUCAGUCCAUCACCUUCAUUCAGUUCCGUCAUAUCAGAGUUUCAAAGUGCCAUCAUGUAUUUUGCAAUAGACAGUUUUACGCGUCACAUGUACUGAGGAUAUGACGGUUAGCUGCGGAUUUUAAACACACACACACACACACACACACACACAGUAUCCAAGGAAAGCUUGUGAAAACUUUUGUAAGUAGAAAAACAUCAUACAGCAUCGAGUGUAUGGAGUUCACUUCCUGUUUAAAGUCCGAUGGCAAAUGUUUCGGGGUUUUUUUUUUUUGCUGUAAAGACGGAAAUGUGAUAUGAGGACUUGUUCUCCCGAUAUUUUUACUAGCCACAGUUGCAGAUUUACAAAAUCUCAUUGUUGAAUUUAUGUCCAAUUACUACUGACAGGAAAAUAACUACAUACAAGUGUCAUCCACGCAUUCGGUGAACUUUUCAUUCGUUGAGUACAUUAUUAAAGCAUAAUUUCCCAAAAAAAGACAUUCCUAAUGGCUGGUUAUAUUUCUCACUCUAGUCUAAAGCAUGUGCUAGUGUUUCAGUUUCUAUAUCAUUACAGAACGUUUUUUUUUUUUUU